AUGGCUGAUGGACUCAACGAAGCCCGCGCAAUGCGCGUCAUGGAGAUCAUGAACGACUUCCGAACGUUGCAAAUCCACAUCAACUCGCUCAUCACACGCAGCGAGGCCAAUCCUCCAAACCAGGAAUCAUACUACCUCGAUGGCUACGUGGUCCUCAGACAGUGCGCCGCCGAAUCGCAAGCGGUUCUAGCUGGGCACUUCAAUCCGGGCAAUCUUGGGCUCCAGUCUGGCAGCAUCCCGGAGACCGAGGUGCAGAAGGCGUCUCUACAAAGAAUUAUCCUCGAUGCCUCUACGAGAAGGUUUCAGGCUCACAAGAUCUAUCUGCGAGGAUCUGCCGCAAUGCGUUGGGUGCAGGCGCGCACUCAACUGUUGCGCGGCGAGAAACCAGGCGCCAGACAUGCCAACGGGCUGCGAUCAAUUGAUCAGAGACUUCGCCAGGAACUCAGCGAAAUCACGGAUGACCAUGUUCACCGAGAUCUUCGCAAUGCAGACCGACGAAAGGGCUAUUGGCUUGACGAGGACCCGGUCCUGGAACGCAUGCUGGGAUGGAUUCGGAUGCAGAGGUGA
This is a messenger RNA of Fonsecaea multimorphosa CBS 102226, 567 nucleotides long. RefSeq lists its product as uncharacterized. The record is from RefSeq and is a predicted model, not a curated record. Bases 1 to 567 code for a protein of 188 amino acids. Lineage: Eukaryota; Fungi; Ascomycota; Eurotiomycetes; Chaetothyriales; Herpotrichiellaceae. The transcript has 4 exons.